UUGAGGUGUCGAAAUGAAACUUGAACAGCUAUGACGUGACCAUCAAAGUUUCGCCCUUUCUCUACAAGAAAAAAAAAUGACGAGCAAAGUAGCAGCUUCUGCAUUUCUCUCUCGCAGCAACGAACUGAGUAAUCAUCUUCAACAAUCAUGCGUUCGGAUCCUUUCCUUCUGUGAAUCGAGUUCAUCGCGAAUUGGUUUACACAUCCACUGUCCCGUAAUCAAGCUGAGUCUUCUAGAUAAUCUCGACUUAUGCAACAAUCUUCUGAGUCUUUACUUAAAAACAGAUGGAAUCUUGAAUGCGCGUAAACUGUUCGAUGAAAUGCCGCAAAGAACCGAUUUUGCCUGGACAGUUAUGAUCUCUGCUUAUACCAAAACCCAAGAGCCUGCGUCCGCGCUUUUCUUGUUUGAAGAAAUGGUGGCUUCGGGAACAGUUCCGAACGAGUUCACGUUUUCUUCAGUGUUAAGAUCUUGUGCUGGUUUAAGAGACCUUAACUACGGAGCUCCAGUUCAUGGAUCUGUUAUAAAAACUGGGUUUUUGGGAAACUCUGUUAUAGGAAGCAGCUUGACUGAUAUGUAUUCCAAGUGCGGGAAACUUAAGGAAGCUCGUGAACUGUUUAGUUCUUGUAAGAAAAGUGCUGAUACCAUAUCGUGGACCAUGAUGAUAUCUUCUUUAGUUGAAGCUCGUAAAUGGAAGGAGGCGUUGGAGUUGUACUCUGAGAUGGUUGAAGCUGGUGUUCCUCCUAACGAGUUUACCUUCGUUAAGCUUUUAGGCGCCUCUUCCUUUCUCGGUUUGGAGUUUGGUAAAGUCAUUCAUAGCAACAUCAUCGUUCGUGGAGUUCUGCUGAAUGUGGUACUGAAGACAGCACUUGUUGAUUUCUACUCGAGGUUCUCUGAGAUGGAAGAUUCUAUAAGAGUGUUGAAUUCGACAGGAGAACAGGAUGAGUUUCUUUGGACGUCUGUGGUAUCAGGGUUUGUAAGAAACUUGAAGGUCAAGGAAGCUGUUUCUACAUUUCUUGAGAUGCGAGGUUUGGGUUUGCAACCAAAUAACUUCACAUACUCUGCAAUGUUGAGCUUAUGCUCCUCUGUCCAAUCGUUGGAUUUAGGGAAGCAGAUUCAUUCACUUACAAUUAAGGUCGGAUUAGAAGAUAGUACUGAUGUUGGAAAUGCACUUUUAGAUAUGUACAUGAAGUGCUCUACAUCAGAAGUAGAAGCUUUGAGAGUCUUCAGAGCAAUGAACUCACCAAACGUCGUCUCUUGGACAACAUUACUCUUAGGUCUUGUUGAUCACGGGUCUGAACAAGAAUGUUUUGGAGUGUUGAUGGAAAUGGUAAGACAAGGAGUGGAACCCAAUGUUGUUACUCUAUCUGGUGUUCUCCGGGUCUGCGGCAAAUUGAAAUAUAUAAGGAGAGUAUUAGAGAUUCAUGGAUAUCUACUCAGACGACACUUAGAUGGUGAAAUCAUCGUAGGGAAUUCACUCGUGGAUGCAUAUGCCAGCUCGGAUAAGGUAGCUGAUGCCUGGAACGUGGCUAAGUCAAUGGACAAGAGAGAUAAUAUCACGUACAUGAGCUUGGUUACAAGGUUUAACGAGCUGGGCAAGCAUGAAAUGGCACUAAGUGUCCUCAAACAUAUGUUUGGUGAUGGAAUCGAACCGGAUCAGUUGAGCUUACCAGGGUUUAUCUCAGCUUCAGCAAACCUGGGAGCUCUUGAAGCUGGGAAACAUCUUCAUUGCUACUCCGUGAAAUCAGGGUAUUCUAGCUCGGUUUCGGUUUCCAAUAGUUUGAUUGACAUGUACGCUAAAUGUGGUAGCUUGGAUGAUGCAAAGAGAGUUUUUGAAGAAAUAGCUACGCCCGACGUUGUUUCUUGGAACGGGUUGGUCUCAGGAUUGGCAUCAAACGGUUGUAUUUCCUCUGCUCUAUCUGCCUUUGAGGAGAUGAGGAUGAAAGGAACCGAGCCUGAUGCAGUAACAUUCCUGAUAUUGCUCUCUGCUUGUAGUAACGGAAGAUUAACCGAGAUGGGUCUUGAAUAUUUCAGAUCAAUAGAAGAGAUUCAUAACAUUAAGCCACAGGUAGAGCACUAUGUUCAUCUAGUUGAUAUCUUAGGUCGUGCAGGACGUGUAGAGGAAGCAAGAGGAGUUUUAGAGACAAUGCCGUUGAGACCAAAUGCUCUGAUCUUCAAAACAUUGUUGAGAGCUUGUAGAUACCAUGGAAAUUUAUCUCUAGGAGAAGAUAUGGCUAACAGAGGCUUAGCACUUGCACCAUAUGAUCCAGCCUUGUACAUUCUCUUGGCAGACUUAUAUGAAGAAUCUGGAAAACCAGAGUUGGCCCAAAAGACUAGAUAUUUGAUGAGUCAGAGAGGUUUGAGUAAGAAGCUAGGGAAGAGCUCUGUGGAGGUUCAAGGAAAAGUUCACAGGUUUUUCAGUGAGGAUGUUACUGAAGUUGAGAAAACAAAGGGGAUUUACGCAGAGAUAGAAUGGAUAAAGAGUGAGAUCGAAAGGUCAGGCUUCACGUACCGAGGUAAUGAAAACGCAAGCUAUCACAGCGCGAAGCAAGCUGCUGUGUUUGGUCUUGUAUAUACAUCUGCACAAACUCCAGUUCAUGUUGUUAAGAACAAGAUCUUGUGUAAGGACUGCCAUGACUUUGUGUCUCUCAUCACCCGGCUAGUGGAUAAGAAUAUAACUGUAAGAGAUGGGAAUCGAGUACAUGUCUUUAAGAAUGGUAAAUGUUCUUGCAAAGGGGAAGAAACAUCAUUUGUAUUAUCAUAG
Molecule: messenger RNA, 2761 nt
Organism: Eruca vesicaria subsp. sativa (arugula)
Lineage: Eukaryota; Viridiplantae; Streptophyta; Magnoliopsida; Brassicales; Brassicaceae
Source: the annotation of a GenBank genome assembly